Molecule: messenger RNA, 425 nt
Organism: Cajanus cajan (pigeon pea)
Lineage: Eukaryota; Viridiplantae; Streptophyta; Magnoliopsida; Fabales; Fabaceae
Product: NADH dehydrogenase (ubiquinone)s
Biological process (GO): mitochondrial respiratory chain complex I assembly; electron transport chain
Cellular component (GO): respiratory chain complex I; mitochondrion
Source: RefSeq, a predicted model, not a curated record
AAAAGCAAGAAAAAGUGGUGAGUGAAGGGGAGAGAGAGAAGAGAGAAGAGAGAAGAGGAAAUGGGAUCGGGAAAGGGAAAACACACGGGAGAGUUCUUCAGGAGAAGGGAUGAAUGGAGGAAGCAUCCGAUGCUGACGAAUCAGCUGCGUCACGCCACCCCUGGUCUCGGCAUCGCCCUCGUCGCCUUUGGCAUCUACCUCGUCGGCGAGCAAGUCUACAACAACCUCUAUGCGUCUCCUCCUUCUCACGUCAAAUCCGGGAACCACCACUAAAAGUAUUCGACUUCGACUUCGACUUCGAUUCCAUCGUCGCUUUUUAAUAAACUUUGCCUUCAUUUCAUGAAUCUAUAAAUUCCAGACUAUGCUACUCAGUAUGCCUAAAUUUUAAUUUUAUGCCUUCUCGUAUUCACUAUUUACCUCUUUCA